UAGAAAGGAUAACUAGGUAUAAUUUUAUUGGCAUUGCUCCACAGAUGUUAGAUCUUACAUCUGCUAAGUGUUCACUUUAUAGACAUUCCUUUCCUCAAACUGUGCAGUCACAAUCUAUGUAUAUGGCUAUAUUGGCCUAUGUCGCGUCUCAUCGCAAGAACCAACAAAAAGUUUUGCUUUCCUGACAAUUAGGUACUUAAAUAUCUGUUUAUAUGCGUUUGUCUUUAUUGUUCAUGACUGCUACUGCUACCCCCUUAGGGACUGAAAGGUAUGGCGGGUGACAAAGCCUAUAGAUACCCACAAAAAGUGCCUACAUGCCUAAAAUAAAACAAAUUACGUCUCGAAACAAUCUCAGUGCUUCCGGCAGGGCUCCCUUAAUUAGCGGCCAUUCGCUUGAUAUUGAGUGGACUAGGAUAUUUUUAGCAAUAGAUGUUUACUCUCUUGACGCAUAUAAAUAUAGCAGACAAUAGGUAUUACUGAAUGUAAACUUUAUAUCGUAUCAUAUGGAAACGUUCCGAAAGUUCGAGCGGCCCAAUUCUCGAAUGGAACGAAGUUUAUUUUAGACGCUAAUCUUGUUCAGUGGGCAUUUCAGCAAACAGUUUCAGUCGCUUCAAUCUGUAUCUGAUCAAUCCAAGGAGCACUUGUGUACCAAUAAAAUGGGUGACGACGUGUGUCAUUAUGAAGUACAACAAAACGAUAAAUAUGGAAGGUAUCUGGUGGCUAAUAAAGAUUUAGUGAGCGGCGAAUUAAUAUUUACUGACACUCCAUUCGCCUUUGGACCGAAACCAGACACUCCACCAUUAUGCCUGGGUUGUUACUGUCCCGUGGAGAACACCCUAUGCUCUGCUUGUGGUUGGCCGGUCUGCAGCGAGGAGUGUGGGAAGUCUGCCACACACGCUGGUGAAUGUGAAGUCUUCUCCGCAGCCAAAGUGAAGUUCCAAACGGUCGAAGAUUGGACUGUGAGCGCACCGCAGCUGGAUUGCAUUACGCCGUUAAGAAUACUUUUGGCGAAAGAAAAAGACCCAGAUCGAUGGCAACGCGAGUUGGAAGUGAUGGAGACUCACACGAAGGAACGGAAGGAGAGGCCCACCUGGAGUGCUGACCAGGUCAACAUCGCAGACUUCCUUGUGGACUACUGUAAACUUGGCGAUAGAUUUGAUAAGGAGCUGGUGCAAAAAGUCUGCGGUAUUCUUGAGGUUAAUUCUGUGGAAAUCCCAUCCCGCGGUGGCUUUAGCAUAAGAGCUCUAUAUCCACAGUUAGCAAUCACGGCGCACAACUGUGUUCCCAACAUCGUUCACACAAUACUACAAAAUGAUUACCAGGUGCAAGUUCGAGCUGCAGUUCCCAUAAAACAGGGAGAAACUCUUCACUUAUGCUACACGCACUCUCUGUCCCCUACGAUUGUUCGUCGUGACUUCCUACUGGAGUCCAAGUUCUUCGAGUGUGACUGUGCACGAUGCGCCGACCCUACGGAACUCGGGACACAUCUCAGCACUCUCAAGUGCAGUAAAUGUGAUAAUGGCGUUAUUCUGACUACUAACCCUUUAGACAAUGAGGCUCCAUGGACGUGUACGGACAAAAACUGUGGAUUCAAGACGUCGGGUGCCGCAAUGCGUAAGAUGUUGGCGGUGGUGCAAUCUGAGAUCGACCAGCUCGAUAUGAUGGAGCCCGGCCCUGCCGCUAUUGAGCAGAGGGAGGCUACAAUCAAUAAGUAUAAAUCAGUAUUCCAUCCUCGGCAUUCGCUACUCUUGUCCUUAAAGCACACACUAGCUCAGCUGUACGGCCGAGUGGAAGGGUACGGCAUCGAUGAGCUGCCGGAUCUCAUGCUGGAGAGGAAAGCAGAGUUCUGCAGACUUGUUCUCAGCACUCUGGAUGUUAUCAUGCCGGGAGAGACCCGAAUGAGAGGUAUGAUGUUAUACGAGUUACAUGCACCUCUGAUGUUCUUAGCAAGAAACGAGUUUAGCGCUGGCCUUAUCACUCAAGAAAAGUUGAAAGAAAAAUUACAAGAACCCAUUGAAUGCCUAGCUGAGGCUGCAAGGAUUCUUACGAGGGAAGAUCCACAAAGCCCUGAGGGAAUAACUGGGCAAAUCGCACAACAGUCUAUGGAACAACUUAAAGCUAGUCUUGAGUGCUUAUAAACUAGUAAUAAAUUACCAUGUUAUUACUAAUACUGCAUUCAAUUAGUAUGAAAUAAUUGUUUGAAAUAAUCAUAUUUUUUCACUUGUUUGAUAAUAAUUCCACACUUCUAUCUUGGUGUGGAUGAAUUCAAAUCCACAUUUGACCUAAGUUUCAUUAACAACUAUUUGUGUACACUGAUAUGUUAUAUGUAUCUGUUAUGUUAGGUGUAGAUCACAGUGUAGGCGUAAUUGUUCUAAUACUUCUUGCAAAAGCUAUGAAAAGACAAUUUAACAAUGAUCUCCUCAAAAUUCGUAUUAACAAAUUUAUUUCUAUGAAUAAAAUUAUGUAGACUAUAUUA
Spodoptera frugiperda (fall armyworm) is the source of this 2476-nucleotide messenger RNA. It is a transcript of the gene SmydA-3, whose product is annotated as SET domain-containing protein SmydA-8. The transcript has 8 exons. Lineage: Eukaryota; Metazoa; Arthropoda; Insecta; Lepidoptera; Noctuidae. The record is from RefSeq and is a predicted model, not a curated record. The coding region runs from base 657 to 2138 and encodes 493 amino acids.